GAGAUCCUGAAUACAGCUAUUCUCACUGGGAAAACAGUGGCUGUCCCUGUCAAAGUGGUCUCCGUGGAAGAUGAUGGGACUGUGACUGAUCUUCUGGAAUCUGUGGAGUGCAGAUCAUCAGAUGAAGAUGUCAUUAAGGUUUCUGACAGAUGUGACUAUGUCUUUGUCAAUGGGAAGGAAAUGAAAGGCAAAGUGAAUGUCAUAGUUAAUUUUACUUACCAGCAUCUGAGUGCUCCUUUAGAAAUGACGGUCUGGGUUCCUCGUCUCCCGCUACAGAUAGAGGUCUCUGACACAGAACUAAAUCAGAUCAAAGGGUGGAGAGUCCCCAUCAUCUCUAGUAAGAGACCAGCCAGAGACAGUGAUGAUGAAGAAGAGGAUGAACGUAAGGGAAGAGGCUGUGCCCUUCAAUACCAACACGCGAUGGUGCGAGUCCUCACACAGUUUGUAGCUGAAGCCUCAGACCCCGGCAGCCAGCUGAGCUAUUUACUGGGUUCUGACUGGCAGAUUGACAUUACCGACCUGGUGAGCGACUUCAUGCAGGUGGAGGAGCCGAGAAUCGCUAAGCUACAGGAUGGACAGGUUUUGAUUGGGCAGGAGCUUGGAAUGACUACCAUUCAGAUAUUGUCCCCCCUUUCAGAUGCUAUCUUGGCUGAGAAGACGGUGACAGUUCUGGACGAGAAGGUGACAAUAACUGACCUGGGAGUGCAGCUGGUGACUGGAUUGUCGCUUUCUCUGCAGCUCAGUCCAGGAAGCAAUAAGGCCAUCUUUGCUACAGCAGUAGCACAAGAGCUGCUCCAAUCUCCAAAGCAGGAAGCAGCCAUCAGCUGCUGGAUCCAGUUCAGUGAUGGAUCUGUCAUGCCCCUGGAUAUUUAUGACUCCAAAGACUUCUCCUUGUCAGCUACAUCUCUGGAUGAGAAAGUGGUUUCCAUUCACCAUGACCCCAAAUUCAAGUGGCCUGUGGUUGCUGCAGAGACAGAAGGCCAGGGGACACUGGUGAAAGUAGAGAUGGUGAUCAGUGAAUCAUGCCAGAAAUCCAAAAGAAAGAGCAUCCUAGCUGUCGGAAGUGGUAGCAUUAAAGUCAAGUUUGGGCAGAGUGAUGCCAACCCUAACAUCAGUGACAGUAAACGCAGGGGUGCUGGUGUCCACCUAGAAAAUCAUGCCAGUGACCGGCGUCAGAAAACCACUUUGCAGGAAAGAUCUGGACUAGAUGGCCAGUAUUACAGCUCCUCAAUGGGCCAUGAGCAAGGCAAAGGAACUACUACUCAAAGGUCUAUUUUAAGCAAAAAAGAAGACAGAGAAAGCCUCCUGGAUGAUGACAGUCAUCUGCAGAACAUCCCAAUAGAUUUCACGAGCUUCCCUGCACAGGUGGAUCUGCCAAGGAACAAUGGAGACUUGGAAGAGAAUGACCUAGUCCAGACUCCUAGGGGACUCAGUGAUCUGGAGAUAGGAAUGUAUGCUCUUCUGGGAGUCUUUUGCCUGGCAAUUCUGGUCUUCCUUAUCAAUUGUGUCACUUUUGCUUUGAAGUACAGAAACAAACAAGUUCCCUUUGAAGAGCAAGAAGGCAUGAGCCACUCUCAUGACUGGGUUGGGCUAAGCAACAGGACAGAACUUCUGGAGAAUCACAUAAAUUUCUCAUGCCAACAAGAUGAACGUAUUACAGCCAUUGACAGAGGAGUGGACUAUGAAGAGAGCAAAUAUCUCCUCAACACAAAUGCCACCAAAAAUAUUAAUGGACAAUCUUUCAGAUCUACUGAGUCCACAUUCACUGAAGGGAAAGAACAGAAAAGUGAACCAACUACUUCUCCUACCUCUAAGAGGAAACGGGUUAAAUUCACCACCUUUACCACCAUCUCCUCUGAUGAUGGGUGUCCAACUGUCAACUCAAUCUUGAUGAGUAGUGAGGAUGACAUUAAAUGGGUCUGCCAGGAUAUGGACCUGGGGGAAUGCAAAGAACUUAAAAACUAUAUGGAGAGGUUACAUGAGAAUGUGUAA
Phaethon lepturus (White-tailed tropicbird) is the source of this 1992-nucleotide messenger RNA. RefSeq names its product transmembrane protein 132D (gene TMEM132D). The transcript has 5 exons. The coding region runs from base 181 to 1992 and encodes 603 amino acids. NCBI's taxonomy places the organism in Eukaryota, Metazoa, Chordata, Aves, Phaethontiformes, Phaethontidae. The record is from RefSeq and is a predicted model, not a curated record.